Messenger RNA from Anopheles coustani, 2571 nucleotides. RefSeq names its product conserved oligomeric Golgi complex subunit 7 (gene Cog7). Lineage: Eukaryota; Metazoa; Arthropoda; Insecta; Diptera; Culicidae. The record is from RefSeq and is a predicted model, not a curated record. The coding region runs from base 37 to 2253 and encodes 738 amino acids. The transcript has 3 exons. Gene Ontology annotation, biological process: retrograde vesicle-mediated transport, Golgi to endoplasmic reticulum; intracellular protein transport; Golgi organization. Gene Ontology annotation, cellular component: COG complex.
CUUCCGACGUCAACAACUUUGCGUAAAUAUAACAAAAUGGAUGUGAGCGCUUUUUCCGGGGAUGAUUUCGACGUCAGUACGUGGAUCAACCAGUCAUACGAGCGGUCUCAAAAUGCUGCCGUUUCCGCUGGUAGCCAACCAGGCGGCCACGCCAGCAGCAAGGAAGCAUUUGUUUCCUCGCUCGUGUCGAAGAUGCAACUCUACGUUCAGCAGAUUAAUGUCGCGUUGGAGCAAACCGGUGGCCAGGUGUUGAAAAACAUUCCGAAGGUGGUCAACGAUGCCCAAAUGCUACAAAUCGAAUCCGGUCUGCUUAAGCAGCGCAUGGACCAGGUGCAGCGAGAAAUCUCACACUUGCACACCGAAACCGGCGACUGCAUGGCCAGCCUGGAGCGGUUGGACUCUAUCAAACGGCAGUUGCAAACCUCCAAACAGUGCCUUCAGGAAGCGGACGGCUGGGGUAAGUUAGCCGGCGAGCUAGACGAUUUGCUGGAGAAAUCGGACAUCGAUGCUUCGAGCAGCAAGCUGCUGUCGCUGCAGAAAUCACUCGCCGCUCAGGUCGCGCUGCACGGGCACACGGAGCGCGAGAGUCAGGUGGAAUAUUUCAAAAAUCGCCUCGAAGCCCUCAUCAGCCCAUCGGUGGUCGCUGCCAUGCGCUCGAUGGACAGUGCCGCCUGCCGACGAUACGUUGGCAUAUUCGAGGGAAUCGAUCGGUUGGCGCAGUUGAAGCAGUACUACCGUACCGUGCUGAAAAGCUUCGUUCAAGAGCACUGGCGCAACGCCGUGGACGGAAGUGAAAGCGGAGGCUCGGGUGUGCUGAAGGAGUUCUACGACGUACUGGUGGAACUGCUGAAAAAUCACCUUCGCUGGUGUAACCAGUGUUUCGGGAAUGCCAACGAUUGCGUACUAGCCGUCGCCGAAGCGCUGGAAAAUCUCGAUCCAACGCGCGAAAGUGUGGUCCGGAGCGCGUUGAAGCGAGCGUCGGAUAAAUUCUGGAUGUUGUCUCAAUUUUCCCUUGCUAACAUCGAGGUGGGUAGUAAGGUGGAAGCUUUGGUACGUGGGCGAUCCCAGCAAGACGUCCACUGCGAUGACGAAACGAUCAUCGAUCGGUUGGCGAUCUCCAUGUUCCUGUACUUCGGUGUUUUCCUCAAGGAAUAUCCUACGAUGGAAAACUCUCAGCUCGAACUGUCACUACAAAAUCACACGAUCGUCGGACCGACCCCAUCGGAUAGUGUGCACAAUCUUCAAAGUGCCAACGUGAUAGUCGUACGCUUGGCUACGUCAGCGAUGGACCGUUGUCAGGUAAUCACCCAAAACUGUGCUCUCCUAUCACUGGGCAGCGUGGUGCAAAACUAUCUCACCUCCUACCUGGACCAGUACAACAAGGUGCAGAAACAACUGGCCGCUAGCCAGCCGAAUCAAACGGACUGGAAUCUUCUGCAGCUGAGCGUGGUACUUCUCCAGUGUCUCGGUGGGUUCCGCCAGUCCGUGCACGAGCUCGAGCACAGGUUUAUCCAGCAGGUGUUAGCAAAACAGGCCCAGCUCACUACAGGAGCGAAGGAAGCGCGCUUCGAGUACCGCCUGCACACAAAGGGCGAUGCAAACGAGCUACAAAAACUUGCCACCACAUUCCAACAGCAGUCCCAGCCGGCAUCGGAAGCCGGACCCGAACACUUCGCCGAGUUUCACGAGCGAAUGAAGCGCACGUGCGAAGACAUCCACGACACAAUGCUGCGGAUAGCGUUUUCACCGAUCACGAAGCAUUUCAAGCAGAUCGAACCGGCAAGCAACCCGGGAUCGAUGGAUGCUUUGCCUGAUUACAGCUUCGCCCCGCAGGAGUACAUCACUCUUAUCUGUCAGUAUUUGCUCACGCUGCCGCAGCACCUCGAACCACUGCUGCUUUCUCCGGCAGCCGUGCUGAAGACGGUGCUGGAGGUUGCGGACACGCGGUACGCCUCCAGUCGCCCCGGGGCGGACGUAUUUUUGGCGCUGGUCGUCGAAGAGUCGGAGGCGCUAUAUGUGGAGCAGAUAGAAAACAUCUGUUCGCUCAGUGUUUCGGGCGCAAAGCAGUUGGCAACGGAUAUCGAAUACUUCGGAAGCGUGCUGGAGGAGAUGGGCCAAUCGCUGGGUAGUAAUUUGCAGCAGACCGUCAAAUUGCUUCGUGCUCCGCUGGAGUCUUAUUCGGCUGCCGCGGCCGGUUGUGAUCCGGAGCUGGUUGCCGCCAUCCGUCAAAAACGAAAUUUGAUAUCAUGUUAACCAGUAGUUGAUAUUUAAUAAAAACAAAUGCAUUCUCGUGCAAUAUCCACAAAGAAAAGAUCAAACCCAACCUUUUCAUUUGCAGUGUAAUCCCAAAGAAAAACAGUACGAUAAACUUUGAGUUUUGUUGUUCUCUCUGGACAUAUCGUCAUCUCCAUUUUAUUGGCCGCGAUGAUCGUACAUACAUUUCGUGUUUUUGUUUUUCCGUUUGUCACUGUGUAUUUACAUUCUUCUUUUAAUUCACGCGCGGGAGCGUGCGUCGCGAUUCUUGUUUAAAAAACGGAUUUCAACCGCCAACGAUACCUGUAGAAUAUUAUU